UCAGCGAACUUUCAUCGUGACAGAAGAGUGAGUAUCCAAAAAAGCAGCGGACUUCGUACGAAAACUGUGUCCACUCCACAGAAAGCAUCUAACAAUCCCCUACAAACCGAUUAAGCAACGCGCAGGUUCGCAUCCUGAAGGAAUUCGGACCGGCUGGCUGAUUCCACCACUCGCGCAAGAGUCGAGCAGCAUUUUCUUUCCAUCCAGGCGAAGGACGAUUCCGACAUUCUGAGCAGAAGCGCGGUGAAGUGCUCUGGGAACCGGAGGAACGGAACGGAACGAGAGGCAAACACACACCACAAGCACCGAGCAACCAAUAACAACAGCAGGAACAAGAAACGCAACCUCUCCGAAGGAAGGAAGGAAAAAUGGAUGUCUUCAUGAUGAUCAGACGGAAGAAGACCACCAUCUUCACCGAUGCCAAAGAAACGACGCCGGUGCACGAGCUGAAACGAAUGAUCGAAGGAAUCAUCAAAGUGCCUCCCCGGGACCAGCGCCUGUACAACAAGGACAACCAGCUGAUGGACGACGACCGGACCCUGCAGGACUGUGGCAUCACGGUGUCCACCGCCAAGGCACAGUGCCCGGCCCAGCUCGGGUUGGCCAUCCGGGAAAACAGCGGCGACUUCGAGCAGCUGGAUCUGACUCCGUACUCGCUGCCGCCAGAUCUACCCGACGUGAUGAAGAACCAGGACGCGGCCAACGGACAGGAUCAGCUUGCCUAAUGAUGGCGAGGGCUGCGCUCUGUUGGUUACCUACCCCUUACCCCUUAAUGCUGCACUGUUGGGAGAUCGCUGGCGGGAGGAUUGCUUUGUAUCACUGUUUUCUUGCUUCUUUGGCCAACCUUCGGAACAAAGCGAUUCAAUCUUUUGUCAAACAUGAGAUCCAUUGUUUCCCUCUCUUCACACCCUCACACAAACACACACUCACUACUUAGACAAACACACACGCACCAACACAUCUAACUAACACACUUAUACUCAAGUCAUCAACAUUAAGGAGUUUGCAGGCAAUAUCGGAGGGGGGAGUUUCCCGAAAUUUAGUUCUCCAGUUUAUCCCCUACUUAGGUUGUUAUAAUUUCCGUUUUCGUAAUCGCGUCAGUAGUAUGUACCUAGAGAUUGCAUUCGGAUUCACACGGAAUCGAUAUUGAAACGGUAGCCUAAUACAAUGAAGAAAAAGUGGCACGCAGAAUAAAUUGCGCACUGUUGUUUCUAGCAAUUUUUUUGUUUUGUAAAACGAACACUCAGAAAAGACCACGGCAAGAUAUGAUAUGAUGGAAUAGUAUCGUGAGGUUAUCGAAGUGACAAUUUAGAGGGAAUUUGCGUGCGCUACCGGCAGACAGAUCAAGGUCUUAAUGCCUUUUUGUGUAUUUUUUUAUUUGAAUUUUAUGAUUGUAAUUAAAUUAUGAAAUAAAUUAUGCUCGAUUGGGACAGGAA
Aedes aegypti (yellow fever mosquito) is the source of this 1436-nucleotide messenger RNA. RefSeq names its product elongin-B (gene EloB). The coding region runs from base 369 to 725 and encodes 118 amino acids. The transcript has 3 exons. Gene Ontology annotation, molecular function: protein binding. Gene Ontology annotation, biological process: transcription elongation by RNA polymerase II. Gene Ontology annotation, cellular component: elongin complex; VCB complex. The record is from RefSeq and is a predicted model, not a curated record. Lineage: Eukaryota; Metazoa; Arthropoda; Insecta; Diptera; Culicidae.